Phytomonas sp. Hart1 is the source of this 1248-nucleotide messenger RNA. Lineage: Eukaryota; Euglenozoa; Kinetoplastea; Trypanosomatida; Trypanosomatidae. The record is from the annotation of a GenBank genome assembly.
AUGUGGUCUUACCAGCACGUUUAUUGUAGUGUUGGGGGUAGAAUUCGCGGACGCGCGAGGCAGCCUGUUCUCUUCGCAUCGUUUGGCAAUAUUCGAGACCCUACAAGGAGGGGCGCACUUAGUUUUAGCUUUCGACAUCAAAUUACCGCCCCCACGAAAGUGUAUUUCAGAGGUUGGCGUGAGAAGUCUCAUUUGAAUCAUCGUUCUAUGCCGAAUGGCCAAGGCGAAGUGAAUCCUCGUAGCAGUCAACCGCACGGUUUCGAAGGGGGGAUUUUUUCACUACGUAAUUUAUUCCACGGCGGUCGUCGUGGUGGGGGCCGUGAGUCUUAUGGUCCCACAAGUAAUGUAAAAGUGCGUACCGACGACGUUUACUGCACUCGGGGGACUUUGGCAGCUCCACGGUAUACCUUCUGGCAGCAUUUACGCCGAAGUUCACGGAACAAGAUGCCAUUGAACCCUUUGCACAAAAUCAAGAAGUGGGAUGAUAUCGAGAUUCCAAAAGAUCCAACAAAUAGAAGCACCACACGCUUUUUGAUGGCUAUUGAGGAGAUGUUUGGCAAAGCCCAGAAACGUGGCGAAGAGUUCGCCAUUCACCUUUCCGAAGACCAACGGAAUGAAAUUUUGAUGCAGUACAUAUCGACAAAAUGGUGGGGUCGGUUAUACUACCCCUUUCGCAAUAUCACCGAUAAACAGAUCCGAUGGUCUAGUCGAAUUGCACAUGUAUUGAUAGUGGUGUUUUUCUUAUUCACUUUAGUGAUCAUUCUUUUCAUGUACUUUCAGGAAGUACGGAUUGUGGAGUUGCUGUCGCCGGAAGAUCGGCGGGAUUAUAUUCAUAUCAUGAAAGGCAUGCGUAUAAGUGAAGUCCAGAAGCUAAACGAUGAGGUCUUGACCAAGGAGGAUCCACUUAUGGCACUUUCACCCGUGGAUCGUUGUCGUUUGUUUAUUGAGGCUGCGCGUCUGAAAAAUUGGCAUCGCAUCGACUGGGAGGUGGAGUCUCGCAAUCGUUACCCUAACUCGGCUCUGGACGACUUAGAUUAUUAUCACUUGAUAUAUUGGAUGUGCAUGACAGUGGGCAGCGUUUUAACCGGUGGCUCAACAUACUUCACAGAUACGUUUGGUUUGGCAGAGAGGACGAAGAAGCUUGAGGCAGAGUUCGCGUCGGUUGAAUUGGAUCCUAAAGCCUUACCCGAAAGUAACAAACCAGAGUUCUGUAGGUCUAGUCAAGGGUAUUGUAGACGAUGCCGAUAA